GUCGCGGUGAAGGUCAUGAGCAAGGCGAAGAUUCUCGACAUCAACGAGACGGAGCACGUCGUGCGAGAGAGCUCGAUCAUGAAAGCCGUGUGUCGACACCCGUUCAUCGCGACGAUGACCGAGUCGUUCCAGACUCCGAGCGCGCUUUGUAUCGUGAUGGAAUACGCCGCGGGGAAGGAUUUAUUCUUCUUGCUUCACGAGGUCGGCUCGUUGUCGCUGUUUCAAACUAGGGCGUACUUCGUGCAGGUCGUCUUAGCGCUCGAACACGUCCAUCACAAAGGCUUCGUGUAUCGCGACUUGAAGCCGGAGAACUUGCUCGUGCGCGAAGACGGGUACCUGCGGCUGACGGACUUCGGGUUCGCGAAGGCGUUGAAGCCGGGCGAGCGCGCGUACACCGUCUGCGGGACGCCGGACUACCUCUCUCCAGAGGCGUUGCGGGGCCACGGAUGCAACCGAGCCGCAGACUUUUGGGCCUUGGGGAUUUUACUCUUCGAAAUGAUGGCCGGAUACCCGCCGUUUUAUGGGCAGACGCACAGCGAGCUGUACCGGCGCAUCACCGAGGGGAAGCACCGGACGUUUCCGAACACAAUGAAUCCUCACGCUCAGGACUUUAUACGGCAGCUGUUACGGCAGGAGGAGGGCGAGCGCAUCGGCAUGUGCGCGAAGGGGAUACAGGCCAUUCGAUCGCACCCGUUCUUCAAAGGGUUCAGCUGGACCGCGGUGUUAGAGCAGAGGGUAGACAUUAUUCUUCCGUCGGAGAUAGAGCCGGACGCGGACGUUGGGCCUGAGGACAUCACUGAGCCGUGCGAGGUCCCGUGCUUGACCGAGCCUUGCGUCCUCACGGACAAUGAGCAGAAGCUAUUCGAGGGGUUUUAA
This is a messenger RNA of Micromonas pusilla CCMP1545, 876 nucleotides long. RefSeq lists its product as uncharacterized. The record is from RefSeq and is a predicted model, not a curated record. Gene Ontology annotation, cellular component: cAMP-dependent protein kinase complex. Gene Ontology annotation, molecular function: cAMP-dependent protein kinase activity; ATP binding. The annotation marks the transcript as partial. NCBI's taxonomy places the organism in Eukaryota, Viridiplantae, Chlorophyta, Mamiellophyceae, Mamiellales, Mamiellaceae. Gene Ontology annotation, biological process: peptidyl-serine phosphorylation; signal transduction. The transcript has a single exon.